CGGAAGCAAAAAAUCCCCUAGAAAUGACAGCGGAGACUGGAACGAUAAGAUGGAUGGCGCCUGAGAUGAUUGACCAUCGGCCAUACACUCAUAAAGUUGACGUCUAUAGCUUUGGAAUUGUUCUUUGGGAGCUGUGCACGGCGGAGUGGCCCUUUGAGGGGCUCUCAUUUGUACAACUCGUCCAUGCUAUAGUGCUAGAAAGGGUCUUGGAUUCUGUGGAUGCUGCUGCCUGCGGAGGAUCUCGUGCACGUCACGUGUUGACGAGCACUGCUGGGGUGGGCUGAAUGUCACGACGAGUAUGGCAUCACCUAUGAACGCAAGGUCGCAGUUGGAGAGGUAACGGCAUCCGGCUGUUAUAGCCGAGGGCAC
This is a messenger RNA of Chara braunii, 369 nucleotides long. Lineage: Eukaryota; Viridiplantae; Streptophyta; Charophyceae; Charales; Characeae. The record is from the annotation of a GenBank genome assembly.